This is a messenger RNA of Camellia sinensis, 744 nucleotides long. RefSeq lists its product as uncharacterized. Lineage: Eukaryota; Viridiplantae; Streptophyta; Magnoliopsida; Ericales; Theaceae. The record is from RefSeq and is a predicted model, not a curated record.
AUGUAUGAAAUUGUGAGGGACAAGCCAUUGACUCGGCCGUGUGAAGUGGUGACUAUUUUGAAGAGGGAUUAUGGGCUAGAUGUGAGUUACCACGUGGUAUGGUUGGGCGUGGAGAAAGCAAAGGCUGUUAUUCAUGGAGAUCACUCAUUAUCGUUUGACCAGCUGCGGUGGUAUUCAGAUGCUGUAAUGCGUUACAAUCCGGGGAGUUAUGUCAAUAUUGACUAUGAUACGAGUAGUCGACAGUUUUGUCGUUUCUUUGUAUCAUUCGCUGCGUGUAUUUCUGAGUUCAAUUCUUGUUGGUCUUUAUUAUUCCUGGAUGGAACAUUCCUCAAAAGAAAGUAUAAAGGUCAGCUACUUGUGACAAUGGCGAAAGAUAGAAACAAUGGUUUAUUUCCUAUUGCAUUUGCGAUUGUUGAUUCAGAGACCACGGCCAAUUGGCCGUGGUUCUUACACGAACUUGGGAAGGUUAUUGAUGGUAAGCACCAGAUUACUUUUAUUUCCGAUUGUAAUCUUGGUCUGUUAGAAGCUAUGUUAAAGGUGUUCCCAUCAGCUCAUCACGGGUUCCAUGAAAAGCUUGCGAAAUUAAAAGAGGAGGGUAAGCAACGAGCACAUACUUUUUUCAAGGACUUAGCACCUGAGCACUGGGCAAAUUCAUACUUCAGGGGCAUGCGUUAUGGGGAGAUGACAUCCAAUGCGGCGGAGUCAUUUAUAAUUAGAUUAAAGAAACACGCAAUCUUCCUAUAA